UCGUUUGAAGGGGCUAAUUAGGAGACGCAAAUUGUUGGGGCCAUCGUUUCAUGAAGUGCGAGAGGCGCGGGCCUGCGCUGGGUCGCGGCAGCCCCCUGCCCGGCGGGAUGCUCGCCAUGGACGUGACCAAGGAGGCGCGCGCGUCGCCGCUGCCGGCCGGCGCGCAGCCCCCGGCCGCCGGCGCGCCCGCGCAGCCGCCGCAGCAGCCCCAGAUCUGCGCAGGCUGCAACAAGCCGAUAACAGAGCGGUACCUGCUGAAGGCGCUGGACCAGCUCUGGCACGAGGACUGCCUCAAGUGCGGCUGCUGCGACUGCCGCCUCGGCGAGGUGGGGCACACCCUGUAUACGCGCGCUAAUCUUAUACUGUGCAAGCGGGAUUAUUUGAGGCUGUUCGGCAACACGGGCUACUGCGCGGCGUGCAACAAGGUGAUCCCGGCGUUCGAGAUGGUGAUGCGCGCGCGCACCAAUGUCUACCACCUCGAGUGCUUCGCGUGCCAGCAGUGCAACCACAGGUUUUGCGUGGGUGAUCGUUUCUACCUGUGCGAGAACAAGAUCCUGUGCGAGUACGACUACGAGGAGCGGCUAGUGUUCGCCAACAUGGCGUACAACCCGCCGCCGCUGGCGCACCUCAAGCGCCAGACCACGCACCUGCCGCCGCCACCGCAGACGAACAACGCUAUGGGCGGCCUGAUGAACGGAUCCGGUCGGUCCGGCGACCUGAACAACAACAUGUCGUCGAGCUCGUCCCCCGCCGCCUUCGCCCCUCCCCCGCACCUCAAGCCCCUCGGCCUGUCCGCGUCCAGCUGAGACUACCGCGCCUGAGACAGCGCCCACCCGUACGCCAAGUAUCAAAACUGAACGCGCCGACUACACAAGUGUCAGCGCGAGCGUGCGAGUGGUAGUGAUGUGAAAUGCCAAAACUCAAGUUAUUAACGUGGUAUGAAUGAUAAACUUUAUAGUAUUUGAUGACUCAUUUUACGAUGUUUGUGUAAUCGAAUCUCAAAAUGAUCUCAAAUGUGGACUAACUUAGUAAUGUUUGAAUAGGAUAGAUUAACUCGUUUUUUUAUUCCUAUUCAUUUUUAACGUGAGCGGGUUUUAAGACUGCUGUAUUUAGUUUUUGUUAAAAUAUAAAUUCUGAUACGUAACAAAAUAACACAUGAACAUAAAAAGUGCCAUAGAAUAGACUAUACAGUGUCCCAAAUUUAAUUAGUUUUCUUUAGUUAUAUUUAAUUAUUUGCUAUCUGCAUCUAUGUGGCUAAGCCUUUUUAAGUUUAUCUUUGAAAAACAGAAAAUUUUCUAAGUUGUUAUAUUGUUUUGUAUUUAAGUAAAUAUUAUUAUCGUAUUGUAAAUUAUUGUUACGUUUACUAUUAAUAGUUGAACAUUGUUAAAAUGUUUGUAUUAUCUAUUGUAUAUAGCACUAAUUAGAUUUAAGUAGAGUAAUAGUAGUUACUAAAUAAUUACAUUCUUGCUGUAAAUGAUGUAGAAAUAUCAAAAUGUAUAAUUAUUUAAAAUGUUUAGAUAAUUAAAUAAAAUUAGUUUAGAUUUAAUAGUACUCCCUAUGCAUAUGCAAUACAUAUUAUAUACAAUUUAAAAACAAUUUGUAAUUCGUGUUGUACAAUGUUUGGAAAAUUCUGUAAAGUCUUGUGUAAAUAAAAAGACUACGAUUUAAAGUAAAAAACUGGGAGGUACAUAAUUAUUAGUUUGUGAAAUGCAUUCCUAUGAUUCAUCGAACUUCAUAAAUGUCUAAUUAUGAUUAAAUUUCAUUAAAAUCAGGUAAAGUAGAAGGUAUUUUAAAUGUGACAGGUUUUAACCAAUGAUGCGACCAAAGAUGUAGCGUAUUAAAAGCAUUGUUCUCAAUUA
Plutella xylostella (diamondback moth) is the source of this 1859-nucleotide messenger RNA. RefSeq names its product LIM domain-containing protein Beadex (gene Bx). Gene Ontology annotation, molecular function: transcription coactivator activity; DNA-binding transcription factor binding. Gene Ontology annotation, biological process: positive regulation of transcription by RNA polymerase II. The record is from RefSeq and is a predicted model, not a curated record. Gene Ontology annotation, cellular component: nucleus. Lineage: Eukaryota; Metazoa; Arthropoda; Insecta; Lepidoptera; Plutellidae.